CAAACACAGCAAAAGCAUUCAUUGAGCAGCACACGGAGGAAAAUUCUGUUUAUGCGAUAGAAGUAAAAAUGGGAAACAAUGGAAGGGCAUAUGCUAAAGUCCAAUUUGCCACUAACAACUCUGCAGAAAAGAUCAUAGCAUUGGUCAACAGGCGUGAGGGAUUGUGCUAUGGCUCCUCUUUUCUAAAUGCUCGGGAAUCGGAGACCUAUAUCGUGGAGCCUAGAUCAUACCUCCACGAAAUGUCGGACAUCACUCUUUGCUUUGGAUGCCAGACAUCAAAUGAACGGUUCUCCACGCUAUGGAGUGCUCAAAAUGUCUCGAUAAAAUUUGGAUCUGGAUUGAAGAAGAUACUCUUUUUCCUGUCAUACCGUGAAGUUGAAUACAAGCUUCAACUCUCGCAUGAGAACUUCUGGCAGAUCGUGUUGUAUACCACUGGUGGCCGAAAUGAUAAAUUCCUUGUCAUACAGUUAUUUGCAGCACCACGGAUCUUUAAGAGAACACCUGGCUCCAUGUAUAGCUACUUUAAGGAAUUUCCAAAUGACCGGUGGGUGAGGACCACGGAUUUCUCACAGAAUUUGAUUGGACAAUCCUCCGGAUUUUGUUUGACAAUUCCUGCAGGUGUCACAUUACCGGAUUUUCGUAGUAAUUUGGUCCACUGUUUGGAAGUUCAAAGUCCGUUGAUUCUAGAGCAAGGUUCACCGUUUUCUAGCAAUUUGGAUUUAGUUCCAAUCAUGUAUCCUCCACAAGGAGUUGUUUUGCCAUUCAAGCUGCUUUUUAGGAUUUGUGCUCUCGUGCAGCAUGGAUGCCUUCCAGGGCCCCUACUCAAUGCCGAUUUUUUCCACUUGGUUGAUCCACAGUGGAGAGAUAUUAAUUGCAUUGAGUAUGCCUUGGCCAAAAUGUUCAGCCUGCACGAGUGCUGUUAUGAUCCUGUGCAGUGGCUCACUCAGGAGUAUGAAAAGUUCAAGUAUUCUCCGGUUUCUACUUUUAUAAAUCUUGAAAAUGGAUUGGUUUAUGUGCGGAGGGCCCUAGUUACUCCAAUACGAGUAUAUUUCUGUGGGCCUGAGGUGAACAAGUCCAAUCGUGUGUUGCGGCAUUAUAUAGAUGAUAUUGACAAUUUUCUCCGUGUCUCUUUUGUUGACGAGGACUGGGAUAAAAUUCAACCUGCCGAUUUAUCUUCGCGUGCAUCGGGCAAGACUGCCAUUUAUGACAGGAUGCUUGGGAUACUUAGCAACGGCAUUGUUAUUGGAGACAAAAGGUUUGAGUUUCUUGCGUUCUCGUCAAGCCAGCUAAGAGAGGGUUCCAUUUGGAUGUUUGCAUCAAGAGAUGGACUUACUGCUGCUGAUAUAAGAGCAUGGAUGGGUGACUUUAAGAAGAUAAAAAAUGUUGCGAAAUAUGCUGCAAGACUUGGACAAUCCUUUGGUUCAUCCACAGAGACUUUGAGUAUUCCCAGGGAUGAGAUUGAAAUUACAUUUGCCUCUGAAUAGUUAAGCAAUAUACUAGCUCUUAAUGG
Messenger RNA from Cuscuta campestris, 1510 nucleotides. NCBI's taxonomy places the organism in Eukaryota, Viridiplantae, Streptophyta, Magnoliopsida, Solanales, Convolvulaceae. The record is from the annotation of a GenBank genome assembly.